AUGGAUGUGAGGUGCAGCCUUGCAGGAAAGUCGACUCCCCAAGAUGAUUAUGUGAAGAAACUGAGAACUCGCUCGGUUCAGAAUCUUUCUGCACAAGAUAGCCGACCACUUCCUGUGGGAUAUACAGCGACUCCACAUCCUGACAGUUCUGCAACCCAGGGCAACUUCAUUUCCUUACAAACUCCACAGCAGGUUCCUUCAGAGCAAAUUUUGUAUCACUGUUCUGAAUGUGUCACCAAUUUCAGUGAUCGGGAAAAGCUGAAAACACACCAGCGAAUUCACACGGGAGAGAAUCCGUUUCACUGUGCUGAUUGUGGGAAGAGUUUUAAUGAGAAAUGUAAACUUCCGUUACACCAGCAAAUUCACACAGGAGAGAAACCAUUUGUGUGUUCUGACUGUGGAAGGAGUUUUAAACAGAAACGUAGACUGCAAACACACCAGUUAACUCACACAGGAGAGAAGCCGUAUGUGUGUCCAGUAUGUGGGAAGAGUUUCAAUCGGAAAGACAGCCUCAGAACACACCACAUAAAAAUCCACAUGGGAGAGAAACCAUACGAGUGUCCUGACUGUGGGAGGCAUUUUAAUCACAAAUGUAACCUUCAAAGACACCAGCGAAUUCACAGAGGAGAGAAACCGUUUCACUGUGCUGAUUGUGGGAGGUGUUUUAAUCACAAACGUAACCUUCACAGACACAAGCGAAUUCACACAGGAGAGAAACCGUUUCACUGUGCUGAUUGUGGGAGGAGUUUUAAUCAGAAAAUUGACCUUCAAAGACACCAGCUAACUCACAGUACAGAUAAACUGUUUCAAUGUGCUGAUUGUGGGAAAGGUUUUAAUCGUAAACAUAGACUUAAAGCACACCAGCGAAUUCACACGGGAGAGAAACCGUUUCACUGUGCUGAUUGUGGGAAUAGUUUUAAUCAGAAAUGUAAAUUUCAGUUACACCAGCGAAUUCACACGGGAGAGAAACCAUUUGUGUGUUCUGACUGUGGGAAGAGUUUUAAACAGAAACGUAGACUGCAAACUCACCAGCGAAUUCACACAGGAGAGAAACCGUAUGAGUGUCCAGUAUGUGGGAAGAGUUUGAGUCGGAAGGACAACCUCAGAACACACCUCAUAACCCACACGGGAGAGAAACCUUUUGAGUGUAGUGAGUGUGGGAAGAGAUUUGCAGAGUCAAAAAAACUAAAGAAACACAGUCUAGUUCACAGAGAUGUUGUCAGGUAGGACACUUACAAAAAAAAAAAAAUUCAGUUUUCUUAAUGAAAGCAUCUCAAUCACACCAGAAUACCAAAGCAGACCCUGCGUCUCUCUCGUCGGUUUCAAAUGCAGAGAGCUGUGAAAAUAAAUGAAUUCAACUCAAAAAACCCCAAGCCUGCUGUGUAUGCAAAUGAUUGUAGCCCUGUUUCCUACAGCAGUGCUUCUGAAACUGGGGAGGCACAGAAUGUAUCCUGGGGGGGUUGAGAAAGCUCAGGCAAACAUGUAGAAAUGACCGCGCACAUCUUAACCUGUAUAUAUAUUAAAACAAAUGCUACUGCUGACACCUCCUGCCACACGAAGUACCGCAGACGAGAGGAAGGGUCAGGGUGUCAGCUUCAACAACAUUACUGGGGAGUGGCUUCCAGACCCUCACAAUUCUCUGUGUAAAAAAAGUGCCUCCUAUUUUAUUCUCAAUUUAAGGGUCCAUAUUUCCAAUGACAGAUGUUAGAACAUUAGUAGCUACACCACAACCCUGCAGUUUUGCAAUUACAGACGCACACAUUUUUUGGGCGAGAUAGGGCAGCAGUGUGGAGUAGUGGUUAGGGCUCUGGACUCUUGACCGGAGGGUCGUAGGUUCAAUCCCAGGUGGGGGACGCUGCUGCUGUACCCUUGAGCAAGGUACUUUACCUAGAUUUCUCCAGUAAAAACCCAACUGUAUCAAUGGGUAAUUGUAUGUAAAAAUAACGUGAUAUCUUGUAACAAUUGUAAGUUGCCCUGGAUAAGGGCGUCGGCUAAGAAAUAAAUAAUAAUAAUAAUCUUUGUCACAUAGCAGCUUUGUGAAGUUCCCGGUGAUUCUAAAGAAAAAUCAUUCAAGCCACUUUGCUGGUCAGAGAUACUUCCAUCUCUCAUUGGAAAUAUGGAGGAACUUGUGCAUGAAUUGCAUUCAGAUAUAAAAGAUGAUGUAAUGGGCUUCGUAUCUUCUCACCACACCAUUAGAUCUAAGAUGGAGAAAAGCCUCGACAGCUUUGAAAAUCCAUUUACAAACUUUAAUACUGAAGCUAAAUGGAAAAAAACAUUUCAGUGAAUAAUGGGGUGUAUUUGUAUUUUGAUUUUAAGUUCUAUAGUUUUGGAAUUGAAAUAAGUAUCGUGGCACUUUGAGGGCUGGUUAUGCAAUGGGAAUUUCUAUAAAUAUGGAGAUAUAAAGGAAGAUGUAAAUAUCACUCCUUCCACAGAAGGUGCAGGUUUGUCACUGCUUCCAUUGAAUUGAGGAGAUUUAGAAAUCGCAACCAAAAGUGUGUUCACAAAGAACACCCAAAAUAUGAGAUCGAAAGGCAACCAAACCACUCACCGUGGACACAAACUUUUUGCUGUGAUGUCAAAAUCUCCCGAGUUAAAGUGAAACAGUAACACAAUGUCAUGUUCUGGAGUUAAAUGCAUUUGUGUGAAUUACAAGUUGGGCUACAGAAAUAGUACAAAAUAACCCAGGAUGGCAGUGAGGACAUUUUGAUUUGUAAAAUGAUAUUCAAGUGUACUUUUUUUUCUUCCUUUACCAGCAGUUAUUCUUGUGGAUGAACACUGUUGUCUAAAAGUAACUGACAUCCAAAAAUUAUAAACUGUACUUGGUGUCCAAAAGAUGUAUUUUGUGAAAUAAAUGCUUUGAUUUAAUA
Messenger RNA from Acipenser ruthenus (sterlet), 2867 nucleotides. Its product is annotated as zinc finger protein OZF-like. Gene Ontology annotation, biological process: negative regulation of transcription by RNA polymerase II. The transcript has a single exon. NCBI's taxonomy places the organism in Eukaryota, Metazoa, Chordata, Actinopteri, Acipenseriformes, Acipenseridae. Bases 1 to 1227 code for a protein of 408 amino acids. Gene Ontology annotation, molecular function: DNA-binding transcription repressor activity, RNA polymerase II-specific. The record is from RefSeq and is a predicted model, not a curated record.